Drosophila novamexicana is the source of this 649-nucleotide messenger RNA. RefSeq names its product dynactin subunit 6 (gene DCTN6-p27). The transcript is spliced from 2 exons. NCBI's taxonomy places the organism in Eukaryota, Metazoa, Arthropoda, Insecta, Diptera, Drosophilidae. Gene Ontology annotation, cellular component: dynactin complex. The record is from RefSeq and is a predicted model, not a curated record. Bases 73 to 630 code for a protein of 185 amino acids. Gene Ontology annotation, biological process: mitotic spindle organization. Gene Ontology annotation, molecular function: dynein complex binding.
GAUAUAUUAAGAUCUAUCGAUGAAUCAACUUUUUACUGCAAAGAGGUAAACAUAGUUAUUACAAUAUUUGCAAUGCCCACGGAAAACAAUAUCAAGAUUUUCCCCAAGUCGGUGGUCUGCGAGGAGAGCACUCUACGUGGUGACAUCACCUUUUCCGCUGGUUGCGUCGUGCAUCCCAGCGCAACAGUCAUUGCCGACGCUGGACCCAUUAUAAUUGGCGAAAAUUGUAUAGUAGAGGAGUAUGCAACCAUAGCACAUCGACUUUCGGACGGCGCCAGCUGGGAUGCUAACAAUAUUCUGAGCAUUGGAAGCCACAAUGUCUUCGAAGUCGGCUGCACCGUGGAGGCAGCGCGAAUUGGCGACAAAAAUGUGUUCGAAAGUAAAUGUUUUGUUGGCAAAGGAGUGACCGUGUCCAGCGGUUGUGUAAUUGGAGCUGGCAUUCGAAUGCACACUGCGCAAGUGCUUCCUGAAAAUACUAUUGUGUAUGGGCAGCAAGCACUGCAGCGCGAGGCCAUCGAGAAGCAGGGCUCGCAAACCCUGCAGAUCGACUUCUUACGGAAGGUUUUGCCCAAUUAUCAUCACCUGCGCAAGCCCAACUACGACCCAAAGAAGGCACGCAGCGUCGUAUAGAUUUAAUAUGUAUUGUAUA